UCCGGGAGGAGCCCCGCCGCCGGUGGGAGGGGAGGCGGCUCACCUGCGCCCGGGCCCGGGCCCCGCCCGCGGACGGCGGUUGCACCGGCCCGGCCCGGGGUCCGGCUUCCCGCAGUCACGUGGGUGCAGCCGGGUGCACCUGAGCCUCGGGCAGCGUCUGGGGUGUGGCCUCCUCGGUGACCUGGGCACCCAGGAGCCGGGCACCUGUCUGCAAGGACAAGUCCACCAUGCCGGAAGUCAGAGACCUGUCGGAAGCCUUGCCGGAGACGUCCAUGGACCCCAUCACCGGAGUUGGGGUGGUGGCCUCCCGGAACCGGGCCCCAACGGGCUACGACGUAGUGGCGCAGACGGCAGACGGCGUGGACGCUGACCUCUGGAAGGACGGCCUGUUCAAGUCCAAGGUCACCAGAUACCUGUGCUUCACCAGAUCGUUUUCCAAAGAAAACAGCCACUUAGGGAACGUGCUGGUGGACAUGAAGCUCAUCGACAUCAAGGACACGCUGCCCGUGGGCUUCAUCCCGAUCCAGGAGACCGUGGACACACAGGAAGUGGCCUUUAGGAAGAAGCGGCUGUGCAUUAAGUUUAUCCCGCGGGACUCCACGGAAGCGGCCAUCUGCGACAUCCGGAUCAUGGGCCGGACCAAGCAGGCGCCCCCUCAGUACACGUUCAUCGGGGAACUGAACAGCAUGGGCAUCUGGUACCGGAUGGGCCGAGUUCCAAGGAACCACGACUCAUCUCAGCCCACAACACCUUCCCAGUCGUCGGCCGCUUCCACCCCCGCCCCCAGCCUUCCCAGGCACAUCUCCCUGACGCUGCCAGCCACCUUCCGGGGCAGGAGCAGCACGCGGGCGGACUACGAGUACCAGCACUCCAACCUGUACGCCAUCUCAGCAAUGGAUGGAGUGCCCUUUAUGAUUUCAGAGAAGUUUUCUUGUGUUCCGGAAAGUAUGCAGCCCUUUGACCUGCUGGGGAUCACCAUCAAGUCUCUGGCGGAGAUCGAGAAAGAGUACGAGUACAGCUUCCGCACGGAGCAGAGCGCCGCCGCCCGGCUGCCGCCCAGCCCCACGCGCUGCCAGCAGACCCCCCCGUCCUGAGGCCCGGGGCCCGGCCGCCUCCGGGGAGAGGACCACCGCCGGUGCCCGCCUCGCCGCCCCUGCCCCCUCACUGCCCGGCCGGGGGCGACCGGGCAGCCGAGCUCCGCCGGUCCUCAGCCGGCCCGACGUGACCCCGCCCGGGACAGCGUGACCUGACUAACCUGUGUGUGCCGCCUGCCGCUCCGGCGUGUCCUCACCGAGCCCUCGCCGGGCACAGUGACCCCUUCCCGCCGGGCGGCUCUGCACAGGCUCCACGGCCCCGAGGACCGCUGCUCCCGCCGGACUCCGAGCGGGACUCGCACUGGAUCCCCCGGGACGCCUGAGGUUGGGGCCGUGUGCCCGGUGCUCCCCGCUCCCCCACACCCCCAUCCCCCCAAGGGCUCGUCCUGCGGAGCCCACGUGCCAUCACGGUGCCAACUGCCUCUGCCGGUGCCGGCCCCCAGGGGCCGCCCUCGGCCUCCGCAUCCUGCCGGCCCCGCUCACAGGACCAUCAUCAACAUCCGUCCGACCCUGGUCUGACUCCUGCCCCCAGCGCUGGGGGCACGGCACCCUGUGGGUUCACCGCGACGCCCGUCUGCCUGGGAGUGGUGCUGCCGCCUCUCGCCCCAGGCCCUGCCCAUCGGGGGGGUCACAGGAGGCUGGGCUUUGGACAGAGGUUUGGGGUGCGUCUGGGCCGGGCAGGCAGCACGGGAGCCACCCCAGGGACAGGGCCCCCUGCGGGCCCCGUGGGCACAGGAGCCAGCCCCCAGGCAGGACGCGGGCGGGCGGAGAGCACCUUGCCCGCCUGCCCCGGACCCCCCCUUGGCCUUCUCUGUCACACCUCCCGCGCUGCGGGCACGUGCGGGCGCCUCGCGCCCCAGACUGCGGACACCCGGGAGACGCCGUGCUCCCUCGCGGCCAGUGGGGGGACGUGCUCGGCUGGGGAGCUGGCGGGCUCGGGCGCCGCGGGCAGAGCUGGCUGAGCUGCUGGGGAGCGAGGGAGCCCGUGGCCCGGAAAGCGUGUCCCCUGCUGCUCUGUGGGCGGGCGGCUGUUCACACCGGUGACUGGUGACUGGAUGGCCGACGGGGCUGUCCGCUCCCGUGGUCCGUGGGCCCUGGCCCGGCUGCGAGGUGGCCCCCCAGGGGCACCCCGGCCCCGCCGCUGCCUGGUGCCUCAGCAGCUCCAGGGGCCGGUGCGGGCGUCAGGAGGUUGUGUGGUGGCUUCCAGGCAGCUCCUGACCCUGUGAGGGGGGUGAGGGGAGCAAGCAGGAUGACCGGCUUCCUGGAGGGCACUCCUCUUCACACCCACUGCCGGGGGGGCGGGGGGGGAAGGUACUCGGGAAGGGGAAGGCUGCGGCCCUCCCUUGGCCCCUGCGUCCCCCCAUCCCAAACCGCCCCCCCCCCUCUGAGAAGACUGAGCGAGCACAGCACCCCACCGUCUCUGCCCUCUGACACCGGCCUCUCCGUGGCCUGGACGUGGCCAGCAGAAGCACCUGCUGCAGGUCGUCCUGGGAAUUUUCGAGAAGGCUCCCACCCACCCAAUCCUCCUCAGCCCGAUCCUCCUCCACUGGGUGAGGGAGACGAGGUCAGGCCCCGCUCCGUGGGCGGCUGCCCCCCCGGGCGGCGGGGAAGGACCCGUGGGCCGGACGCUCGCCACGCCUGCCCCCUGGCCGGGCCUCGGCCGGCACAAGCACAUUUCUCCCGUCGCCCCUGGAAGCAGACACACCCGACUCGGACGCUGUUUGCAGUCCGACCGACAGAGCGGCCGGGACUGGCCAAGGCACAGGCUGGUGAGUGGCAGAGACAGGGUUUGGGCAGAGUCUCUGGGCCCCGGAGCCACGGUGCCAGCCCCCCUCCAUAAGCACAUGCCUCGGGCAGGGCCAGCGGGGGGCGCCAGCCGGCCGCCCAUCAUAUGCCAAUCGGCUCUGCGGAGACCCGGGCCCGAGAGCGAGGGCAGGCGGCCGGACAGCGCGCUGAGCAGUCUGACUGCCCGGCCCGCCGUGCCCUCGGCUGGAGGAGGGCUCCCAGCCCCGGCCGCCCGGUGCCCACCGCCUGCGGCCGCCCGCCCGGCCCCGGCCGCCGCGCUGUCACCCCCGAGUGUGGCCACGGCCAGUGCUCGCUCGUAGGAACGUAUUUAUUCGAGGCGACUCCGGUUGACAAAGGGAAGUUUCACUGUGUGAUCGUCUGUCUCCUUAAUGUAAUUUGUUAAAUAAAUGUUCGUUUUAACCUUU
Pipistrellus kuhlii (Kuhl's pipistrelle) is the source of this 3304-nucleotide messenger RNA. RefSeq names its product multivesicular body subunit 12B (gene MVB12B). NCBI's taxonomy places the organism in Eukaryota, Metazoa, Chordata, Mammalia, Chiroptera, Vespertilionidae. Bases 228 to 1094 code for a protein of 288 amino acids. Gene Ontology annotation, biological process: regulation of epidermal growth factor receptor signaling pathway; viral budding; virus maturation. The record is from RefSeq and is a predicted model, not a curated record. Gene Ontology annotation, cellular component: late endosome; ESCRT I complex. The transcript is spliced from 10 exons.